Messenger RNA from Malania oleifera, 1888 nucleotides. Its product is annotated as alcohol dehydrogenase 1. Gene Ontology annotation, molecular function: S-(hydroxymethyl)glutathione dehydrogenase [NAD(P)+] activity; zinc ion binding. Gene Ontology annotation, cellular component: cytosol. The record is from RefSeq and is a predicted model, not a curated record. Gene Ontology annotation, biological process: formaldehyde catabolic process. The coding region runs from base 429 to 1571 and encodes 380 amino acids. The transcript has 10 exons. Lineage: Eukaryota; Viridiplantae; Streptophyta; Magnoliopsida; Santalales; Ximeniaceae.
AUCUUCAAUCCAUCAUCGCACCCUGCAGGAUUUGACGUUCAAUGUGGCAGAAGAAGAGAUAAAAAGUGUCUCGUGGAUUGCAGGCCAAACUGAGGACAGGUGUCCCCGGUGGAGGGCCACGUGGCGCCAACCCACGGCGCAUUUCCUGCAUACCACCCACAGAAAAACAAAUCAGGCUGCUAAUUUUCCCCCCAAGACUGGAAACUUCGAGAAAAUUUGAAUAAGGCAGUAUUGUCAAACUGACGAUUAUCCGGGAAAAUAAGGAAAAUGGCAAACCAAGAAAAAAGAAAAACACAUGCCUGUCGGUAGCUCCCGGCUGCCCUUCAGCCCAUCACGCUAUAAAUGUCUCUGCGAAUUCAGUUUCUCCCAGCAGAAAAGGAUCGCCAAGAAAAUACUCUGCGGUGAAGGAAGAAGAAAGAAACAGAGCCAUGUCUCGCACAGCUGGUCAGAUUAUUAGAUGCAAAGCGGCGGUGGCGUGGGAAGCGGGGAAGCCGCUGGUGAUGGAGGAGGUGGAGGUGGCGCCGCCUCAGGCAAUGGAAGUCCGGUUGAAGAUCCUCUUCACCGCCCUCUGUCACACUGAUGUUUACUUCUGGGAGGCCAAGGGACAAACACCUGUGUUUCCUCGUAUAUUUGGUCAUGAAGCUGGAGGAAUUGUGGAGAGCAUAGGUGAAGGCGUAACUGAUUUGAAACCAGGAGACCAUGUGCUUCCUGUGUUCACAGGGGAGUGCAAGGAGUGCCGGCAUUGUAAAUCUGAGGAGAGCAACAUGUGUGAUCUCCUGAGGAUUAACACUGAUAGGGCCGUGAUGAUCAGCGACGGCAAGUCGAGAUUCUCCAUCAAUGGGAAGCCCAUUUACCACUUCCUUGGCACCUCCACCUUCAGUGAAUACACCGUCGUUCAUGUCGGUUCUGUUGCCAAGAUCAACCCAGAUGCCCCACUUGACAAAGUUUGUGUUCUCAGUUGUGGAAUAUCCACAGGUCUUGGUGCCGCUCUGAAUGUUGCGAAACCAAAGAAGGGUUCAUCUGUUGCCGUUUUUGGAUUGGGGGCAGUGGGACUAGCUGCUGCUGAAGGUGCUCGUAUUUCUGGGGCUUCUAGGAUUAUCGGUGUUGAUUUGAAUCCCAAUCGAUUCAAAGAAGCUAAGAAGUUUGGAGUUACUGAGUUUAUCAAUCCAAAAGAUUAUAACAAACCCGUUCAAGAGGUGAUUGCUGAGAUGACUGAUGGAGGAGUGGAUCGGAGCAUAGAAUGUACUGGGAGCAUUAAUGCCAUGAUAUCAGCAUUUGAAUGUGUUCAUGAUGGUUGGGGUGUUGCUGUUCUCGUUGGUGUGCCGAGCAAAGAUGAUGCUUUCCAAACGCAUCCGGUGAACUUGUUGAAUGAGAGGACUCUCAAGGGUACCUUCUUCGGCAACUACAAGCCUCGCUCCGAUCUCCCUUCCGUUGUUGAAAUGUACAUGAAGAAGGAGUUGCAAGUGGAAAAGUUCAUCACGCAUGAGGUCCCUUUCUCCAACAUCAACAAAGCAUUUGACUACAUGUUGCGAGGUGAAGGCCUACGUUGCAUCAUCCGCAUGGAGUCUUAGCUGACUAGCUAGAACACUCCCGAGUUGGUGCACAUAUGCCAGCCCCUGGGACAGUGGAGCGGAGUUGAUACGGUAAAUAAGAGACGAACCUUUGGUUGUCGCGGGUUUGUUUUGUUGUGAAUGGAGAGCGGAGUUGUCUAGGUUUACUUUGUUCAUUUGAUGACCUUUGUAUUGUUGUUGAUGAGUUAAAAGAUAUUAUGCAUCACUUCUCCAUAUUGGUUUAUCUCCUCUAUGAUGUCAUACAAUGAUGCAAGCUAACUGAAAUUUAAGAUGUAAUCUCGGGAGUGAAUUUAAUGCGAAAGUUUAAUUUAUCUUAA